ACAUGCGCCUGAGAGCUGCCUGGGAAAAGCAGGAGCUGCAGUUAUCAGAGUUGGAACCUUUCUGAAAUAUGCUUUUGUCUCUGCUUCUGUGGCGUUCAAUCAGAUCAACAAGUGUUGGCUAAGUGUUGAGCGUGGUUUCCUGUAGGAUUGUGUAAGGCCCGGCAGGACAAUAAGCGUUUUGGGGGCACUGAGUAAUGCAGCCAUUUGUGAGCCGGCAGCCGGGAAAAUGUGAGACAAUUUGCUGCCGCUGGAAAGAGGACAACUGGGGCUGAGCUCCUGCAGAAGCAGAUUAACCUCCCCGCAGCGGAGCCAGGCGAAGGAGCAAGUCAAAAUGUCUCUUUCUACUUUCAUGUGCUUAUGGAACUAUGCAGCCUGAGUGAUUUGCUAAGAAAAUUGAUGUGUAUAUCCUGUGUGAGUGAUGAUCUGAGAGUCCAGCCGAAUCUCACCAGCUCCCCUAGGACGAUAACAUGGAUACAAAAUCCAUUCUAGAAGAACUUCUUCUCAAAAGGUCUCAGCAAAAGAAGAAAAUGUCACCAAAUAAUUACAAAGAGCGGCUUUUUGUUUUAACCAAAACAAAUCUUUCCUACUAUGAAUAUGACAAAAUGAAAAGAGGCAGCAGAAAAGGAUCAAUUGAAAUUAAGAAAAUCAGAUGUGUGGAGAAAGUGAAUCUCGAGGAACAGACACCAGUGGAGAGACAGUACCCAUUUCAGAUCGUCUACAAGGAUGGGCUUCUCUAUGUCUAUGCAUCAAAUGAAGACAGCCGGAGUCAGUGGUUGAAAGCAUUACAGAAAGAGAUCAGGGGCAACCCUCACCUGCUGAUCAAGUACCACAGUGGAUUCUUCGUGGACGGGAAGUACCUGUGCUGCCAGCAGACCUGUAAAGCAGCCCCAGGAUGUACCCUCUGGGAAGCAUAUGCUGAUCUUCAUGUUGCAAUCAAUGAAGAGAAACAGAGAGCUCCUACCUUCCCAGACAGAGUGCUCAAGAUUCCUCGAGCAGUUCCUAUUCUCAAAAUGGAUGUGCCGUCUUCAAGUACCAGCCUAGUUAAAUACGACAGCGAUUCAAGGAGAAACUACGUCUCCCAGCCAAACGUCAACAUGGGGUGUAUUCCCAGGGAAGACUGCCCUGACUGGUGGCAAGUAAGGAAACUGAAAAGCAGUGAUGACGUUGCAUGCAGUAGCCAAACAGGAAGAAGUGUCACAAAUCACAGCAUCUCGAAGAUUUCAUGGGGAUUUCCUGAGUCAAGUUCAUCUGAAGAAGAGGAAAACCUGGAUGAUUAUGACUGGUUUGCUGGUAACAUCUCCAGGUCACAAUCUGAGCAGCUACUGAGACAAAAGGGAAAAGAAGGAGCAUUUAUGGUUCGAAAUUCCAGCCAGGUGGGAAUGUACACAGUGUCCUUAUUUAGUAAGGCUGUGAAUGAUAAAAAAGGAACUGUCAAACAUUACCAUGUGCAUACAAAUGGUGAGAACAAAUUAUAUCUGGCAGAAAACUACUGUUUUGAUUCCAUUCCAAAGCUUAUUCACUAUCAUCAACACAAUUCAGCAGGCAUGAUCACAAGGCUCCGCCACCCAGUGUCAACCAAGGCCAACAAAGUCCCAGUAUCUGUGUCCUUGGGAAGUGGAAUCUGGGAACUAAAAAGAGAAGAGAUUACCCUGUUGAAGGAGCUAGGAAGUGGCCAGUUUGGAGUGGUCCAGCUGGGCAAGUGGAAGGGGCAGUACGAUGUUGCUGUGAAGAUGAUCAAAGAGGGCUCCAUGUCAGAAGACGAAUUCUUCCAGGAGGCCCAGACAAUGAUGAAACUCAGUCAUCCCAAGCUGGUUAAAUUCUAUGGAGUGUGUUCAAAGAAAUAUCCCAUAUACAUAGUGACUGAAUACAUAACCAAUGGCUGCUUGCUUAAUUACCUGAAGAGUCAUGGAAAAGGACUUGAACCCUCCCAGCUCUUGGAAAUGUGCUACAAUGUCUGUGAAGGCAUGGCCUUCUUGGAGAGCCACCAGUUCAUCCACCGAGACCUGGCUGCUCGGAACUGCUUGGUGGACAGUGAUCUCUCCGUGAAAGUGUCCGACUUUGGAAUGACUAGGUAUGUCCUUGAUGACCAGUAUGUCAGUUCAGUAGGAACAAAGUUUCCGGUCAAGUGGUCAGCCCCGGAGGUGUUUCACUACUUCAAAUACAGCAGCAAGUCAGAUGUGUGGGCAUUCGGGAUCCUGAUGUGGGAGGUGUUCAGCCUGGGGAAGCAGCCCUAUGACUUGUAUGACAACUCCCAGGUUGUUGUGAAGGUCUCCCAGGGCCACAGACUCUACCGGCCCCAGCUGGCAUCGGACACCAUCUACCAGAUCAUGUACAGCUGCUGGCAUGAGCUUCCAGAAAAGCGUCCCACAUUUCAACAACUCCUAUCUUCCAUUGAACCACUUCUGGAAAAAGACAAGCCUUGAAGAAGAAAUUCAGAGUGAACACGAGAAUGAAUAUAAAUAUUGGCCAACAUUUUCAUUCUUAUUAUGGAGGAAGAGCGAGACAAAAUAUAAUUUAGCUAGUUCUUAAUAGUGUUUUGUGUGUUGUUUGUUAUAUUAUCUUUGAAUAAACAAUGUAGGAAACAAAAGAUUUCUUUGAAAUUUAGGUCAGAUUAGUAAGUUUUGUUUAUGUUGUGCUUAAUACAACACUUCCAGCCUACAGCAGCACAUUUUCACAUUGCAACAUGAAAGUGUGUAUCAUGUGUAAAGAUGGAACAGGAUUGACAAUUUACUUGUAUUACCAUUCUUUAUAUUGUCGCUAUCAUGAUCAUUAAAUAUACUAUCAAGUGCAGAAAUGUGGACAUUUGCCUUUAGAUUUUAAUGCUCGCAAACUUGAGCAUGUGUGAAAAUCAAGUGGAGAGCUUAUGAAAACAUGGAUUCCCAGGAACUACCCCGGAGUUCUGAUAGAGCACAUCUUGUGUUUUAAUAAGCUCCCUGAUGCUGUGAUUCAGUCAGCGUGAGCUACCCCACGGCACUUCCUUAUGUGAUGGGACACCGUUAGGUGGUCCAUAAUUCAAUCCAGAUGGCACAAUUC
Oryctolagus cuniculus (rabbit) is the source of this 3033-nucleotide messenger RNA. It is a transcript of the gene BMX, whose product is annotated as BMX non-receptor tyrosine kinase. Lineage: Eukaryota; Metazoa; Chordata; Mammalia; Lagomorpha; Leporidae. Gene Ontology annotation, biological process: protein phosphorylation; intracellular signal transduction. Gene Ontology annotation, molecular function: ATP binding; protein tyrosine kinase activity. The record is from RefSeq and is a predicted model, not a curated record.